CGGCUACUAAACAGUAGGAUUCGCUCUGAACGAUGAUCUUAAUUCACUAGGAAACUUGAUAAAAUUCUAGUCAUUCACAGUGCAAAUAAUUUUAUUUUUCAAAUUAACGAAGUUUUCAAAAAAGUUCGUGAAAAUUCAUUCAAAUUUAAAAAAAUUUUUUUUUGUUGUCAUUUUUGAAAAUUUUUCCGAAAUUUGUGUAGUGAAAAUGAUUUUACGUAACAUAAAAAAAUAUAAAAUUAAAUUGCAAUAUAAUUUAAGUAUUAGAACAAUUUUUUAAUUCAAUAACGUUUGUUUCCAUUUGAGUGCAUAAUAUUAUUAAAGUGUCGAAAAAAUAAUUGAACUUGUGCCAAAAGUUCUAUUAUUGAUUGACUUAUAUAUUUAAAAUACAUACUUUAAUAGUUAAAGUUAAUUACAACGAUACUAUGAUGCAAAACAUUAUAUACAAAUAAAUACAACAUUGAAAACAAAAUUUAUUUAUAAGACUGCUUAUAUAUCAAAAUAAGAUGUUCUUAACAGCGGAAUUAGGAAGUAAAGCAGAAAACAUCGUCUUUAACAAUGAGUCUUUACAAAAUUUUUCAAAUACAUCCGCCAACGGUGACUACAUUUUUGAUCGGAUCGAUGUCAAAAUUAUAUUCAUAACACUCUAUUCCAUCGUAUUUUUCUUUUGUUUUUUUGGAAACCUUCUAGUCAUAUUAGUCGUUAUGUACUCAAGAAGAAUGCGGGGUAUCACGAAUUUCUUCCUGGCAAAUCUAGCAGUUGCAGAUCUCUGCGUUGGAAUAUUUUGUGUUUAUCAAACUUUGAUUAAUUAUAUCAUGAACAGUUGGCUUCUCGGCGAGUUCCUUUGCAAAGUUUACAUAUUUGUUCACGCACUCUCAUAUACAGCAAGUAUCAUGAUUCUAGUGUUAGUAUGCGUGGAAAGAUACCUCGCAAUUAUCCAUCCAUUAAAAUGUAGAUCUUUACUUACAAGAAGCCGUCUUAGAGUAAUCGUUGUAAUUGUAUGGAUUUUAGCAGCUAUUUAUGCUCUGCCAAAAUUUAUAUUUGCGGAAACGAUUGAAAAUAAACUUAACUCCGGUACUAUUGAUAUUAUUUGUAUUCCAAACAUGAAAAAACAUAGCAAGAAUGCUCUUGACACAGUUAACUUUAUAUUACUUUACAUUAUACCACUAUUUUUGAUGAGUUGUCUGUAUACGAGAAUAGCAAUUAGACUUUGGAAAAGUGGAAGGGCUUUGAGUGGACCUGAUCUGAUAACGAGGUCGAGAAAUAUAAGACUUCAUCAUACAAAUGAAUCCAACAAAAAUGUUCUUCGAGCACGCAGAGGUGUUAUAAGGAUGCUCAUUGCCGUAGUAAUUAUGUUCACCAUGUGCAAUUUACCUCAACAAGCACGGAUUCUCUGGCAUCACUGGGGUACUAAUUAUCAAAGUGCUUCUAACUUUAGCACUAUACUAACAGUUGCUACAAAUCUUGUUUCAUAUAUGAAUUCUUGCUUAAAUCCUCUACUUUAUGCCUUUCUGUCAAGAAAUUUCCGAAAGGCAAUGCGUGAACUUUUCUCUUGUCGUUUUCAAAUCCAAGGUAGAGGUUAUAAUGCCGGCGAUGGCGCUCAAAAUGGCAACAACACUAUACCUCGCAGUUCCGUUAUACGAUUGAAUUCAAUGUACGACAGUCCUUGCACUACUCACACAAUUACAAGACAAAGCACGUACACCAAGCAUUCGUGAAAUUUGUUAACUGACCCCGUGACCGAUCUUUCUUGCAGUACUCCAGAAAGUACUGAGGCACGGAGGGCAGUUUGCCAUGAUAUUGGUAUAACUCAAUUGUAAAGCGUACAGUAUUUAUUGUGUAAAGUUUUCCAUGAAUAUAAAUCUACCUCUCAUAAAAAUUUUAAAUAUAAAGAGUUACUUAAAUUAUAGUUUUUUUCAAUUUAACUCCAUAUGCCAAAAAUACUUACUUAUAAAACUAUUUUGUAUGGCUUUCAAGAGAAUAAUAAGCAAUGAGCUUAAAAUAUUUUAAACUUUGUUAUUAUAGUUUUAAAAGAUUUAUAGAGCAAUCGAAUUAUGACUAUUCUAGCACAUGGUUCAUAAGGAGUAAUAGCCAAUAAGAAAAAAAUAUAAUAAGUAUUAAUUACCUAAUUGUAUUAUAUAAUAUUUUUAAGUCCAAUAAAUUAAUAUGUAAGUCAGUAAGUAUAGUAAUAAAUUUUUAUCAUAAUUGUUGUCUUUUUUUCUAUCAUUGUCAAACUUAAAGUAAGUCCGUUAUUUUUAUACACUCGUUAAUUGACAUUAAAAAUAUUAACUAUCUUAAAAUAAUGUUUGUUUAAUAAUAUUGUAAUUACGAAUAAAUUAAAUGAAAAAAAAAAAAAUCGUGAAAACAAAUAAUACUAUUUUGAGUAUAAAAUUUUUUUCUUCUUUUUCACAACUCAAUUGCGAAGCAAUGAUAUGUGUUCUGCUAACGCUUACUCAGUCCAAGCUCAAUUAGAAAAAAAUUCGUGCCAUUUAAAGAUUAAUUUAUUAAUGAAUAAAAUGAACAUGAUUUUAAGUCACUUUUUUUGAAAAAAAUGAUUGAAAAAAAAAAAAUGUAAAAAAAACCUGUAAUGUCCAUCAGUACGUACGGAUGUUGGUAAACACUAUAACUUAAAAAAUAUACAAUUG
Molecule: messenger RNA, 2642 nt
Organism: Microplitis mediator
Lineage: Eukaryota; Metazoa; Arthropoda; Insecta; Hymenoptera; Braconidae
Product: trissin receptor-like
Exons: 4
Coding region: 504-1715 (403 amino acids)
Biological process (GO): G protein-coupled receptor signaling pathway
Cellular component (GO): plasma membrane
Molecular function (GO): neuropeptide Y receptor activity
Source: RefSeq, a predicted model, not a curated record